This is a messenger RNA of Ricinus communis (castor bean), 1411 nucleotides long. RefSeq lists its product as uncharacterized. The coding region runs from base 550 to 1299 and encodes 249 amino acids. Lineage: Eukaryota; Viridiplantae; Streptophyta; Magnoliopsida; Malpighiales; Euphorbiaceae. The transcript has a single exon. The record is from RefSeq and is a predicted model, not a curated record.
UAUAUCCUAAAUUAAAAAAUUAGUAACAACGACAAUAUAGAUUCCAAAUUCCAGAAAUGAUGAGUUUAAUAUGUAAAUACAGACAGAUUUGCGAAAAGAAACCAUAAUUUGAAACAUUUAAAAGAAAAAGCUUAGUUGUUCUUUUAACAAAAAUUACUUUAGGAACGAGCUUUAAUAAAAUAUAAAAAAAAAAAAAAAAAAAAAACAAAAUUGAUUAAAAAGCACCAAAGUUAGUGGAGUAUAAAUAGCUGAAAGAUUGACCAUAGACACGCACGGAUAUGAAGCCACGUUUCAUAUCUCUACGCCUUGAACUCCUCAAAUUCUGCAACUUGUCGUCUUUCCAACCCUUGUACUCAUCCCCAAAUCCCACCUCUCUCUUCAAAACCUCCCCAGACAGUCCUCAUUUCUACUUGCUAGUUUUCUUUUAGAUUCUACUUUUUCUCGUUUAACAGAAAACCUAAACCCAAUUCUCUAGUACACACCUAACCUGACAAAGAAAAAACCCCAAUAAUCUAACUCGAGAAAGGGAAAAAGAAAAGGCAAAUAAAAAUGUCAGGUGGGGUAGGUCCAACCUGUAACGACAUAAGCCUUCCAAGGGAACAAGAACAAGAACACAAGAUACAUGAAGAUAUUUCUUCCUUGAGGAAGUCUCAACACACUUCUCCUUCGAAGAAAGCUGCUUUCUUGAGUUUUACACAGCUAAAUGCCUUGGCUGUUAUCAUUGUCCUUGCUGCGAGUGGCAUGGUAAGCCCUGAGGAUUUUGCUUUUGUUGCCUUUUCCAUUUUCUACAUGUACUUCAUCUCAAGAGUUGCAUUUCCUUGUAUCGACCCAUCAAAGGAAUCCUUGGUGUUUGAUCCGAAGAACAAGAUUUUAAACAUCUAUGUGUUUGUUGGUGGUAUUAUUGGCCUAUUUCUUCCUAUAGCUUAUAUCUUUGAAGGGAUCUUUGAGGGUGAUAAAGAUGGGAUCAGGGCAGCAGCACCACAUGUCUUUCUCUUAGCAAGUCAGGUUUUUAUGGAAGGAGUGUCCUUUUCUGACAGGUUUGCAAUACCUGUAAGAGUUUUUGUGCCCGUAUUCUAUAAUUCGAGGAGGAUUUUUACGAUUGUAGAGUGGUUGAGGAGUGAAAUGUCAGCCAAAGUGGAAGAGGAGCACAGGGGAUCUGCUAGGAGGCUACACAUUGGAAGAGUUCUUGCUUUGGCUAACAUGGCAUUUUGGUGCUUCAAUCUUUUUGGGUUCUUGUUACCUGUUUAUCUUCCUAAAGCUUUUAAGAAGUACUACUCUGGAUCUAAAGUUCAGGAUUAGAACUACCACUAUUCUUAAUAUAACUAGUAUAUAUAUUAGAAAUAAAAGUGCUUGUUUGCACUGAAUUGUUAUCCAAAAUUUUAUCAAUGCAUUUCAAUUUUGUAUUCUCAAA